AUGCCCAAAGUCGUGUUUGGUGUCGCCAAAGAACUGCAGGAACUGCGUGAUAAUCAAAAACGCUGUGCCGAUCAGGUCGCAACUCCUCGCCCACCGCUUAAAACAGACGACAACGUCAGAAUGCAGACAGGUCAUCGCGAAUGGAAACCAGCCAAAGUCGUCGAGAUGACAGAAAGUCCACGCUCAGUCAUAGUGGAAACACCCGAAGGCAGAAAAUAUCGCAGAAACAGCAAAUAUCUCCAUACAACAAAAGCGAAUAUACCUUCGGAAAACUCACCAACGCUGGAAUGUGAAUCCAAUAACGCUCACGUACCUGUAUCCAAUGAGUACCAGGAAAUUGCACCUAGUGAACAACUGAAGAUUGACGCUGGGGAUGAUGUGUUGAAGAAGCAUUUUUCAGUUGGAAGUGAAAGGACUAAAUACACAUCGAACAUAGAAAUAUGUGGAAGUGUUGUAAGGGAGAAACUUGUAACGCGCAUUAAAAGCGCAUUUGCAUAUAGCAUAUUAGCUGAUGAAAGUUGCGAUUUAUCCGGAAAGGAGCAGUUAGCUGUAGGCAUUCGAUUUUCGGAUGAAGACGCUAUAGUUCAUGAGGAAUUCCUUGGAUUCACAGAGCUAGAAGCUAUGGAUGCUAAAACCAUUGCGAAUGCAAUUUACACGUUUGUGAAGCACCAAGGAUUGAAUCCCAUGAAUUGUGUUAGUGAAGGGUAUGAAGGGCGCUCAACGAUGCCGGGAAAAGAUGCAGGUGUUCAGAAGCUCCUCAGACAAAAAUAUCCUAAAGCUUUAUAUUUUCAUUGUGCCAGCCACAGGCUAAAUCUAGUGGUCAACGAUUUGAGUAAUGUCUCGGUUAUUAGAAACACAGUUGCCACUAUCAAAUACAUUAUCGUUUUUUUCGCGAAUCUGCCACACGCCGAAGAUAUGCUCCAAAUGUUCCCCUACUUUGUGAAACGCGGUGGUCACAAAAAAAUUUGGUGGAUAUACUAG
Rhagoletis pomonella (apple maggot) is the source of this 981-nucleotide messenger RNA. Its product is annotated as 52 kDa repressor of the inhibitor of the protein kinase-like. NCBI's taxonomy places the organism in Eukaryota, Metazoa, Arthropoda, Insecta, Diptera, Tephritidae. Bases 1 to 981 code for a protein of 326 amino acids. The record is from RefSeq and is a predicted model, not a curated record. The transcript is spliced from 2 exons.